This is a messenger RNA of Epinephelus lanceolatus (giant grouper), 4034 nucleotides long. Its product is annotated as Rieske domain-containing protein. The record is from RefSeq and is a predicted model, not a curated record. Gene Ontology annotation, molecular function: 2 iron, 2 sulfur cluster binding. NCBI's taxonomy places the organism in Eukaryota, Metazoa, Chordata, Actinopteri, Perciformes, Serranidae.
GCGUGCCUCGGUGUGACGGUGUCACGGCUCGUUGGCAGUCCGCAGCCCGGAUGGAGGCAGCUCGGUCCGCACGGCUGACCGUCGUACCUCUCGGCCCCGGUGGUUAAUAUGGAAUAUUUUCACCGAGCGAGCUGCCAGAUGCAUUUGCACCGGCGGAAAAAAGCAGCCCUGUAGUAGCGCAAAUUAGAAAAGCAGCUCACUUCGCCGUCCUUUAUGGCUUCUGGCUCCGGAGACGAGGAGGGAAACACGGAAGGCGCUUCAUGGAGGUUCAUAGGCCCAGCAGCGGUGCUCUCCAAGAAGCGCUGCCGUCUCAUGUACUCCUCCCUCGGCUACGACUCUGAUGUCUGCCUCUUCUACGUGAAGGGGGAGUUUUUUGCCAUGGAUGCUCGCUGUGCGCACUCCGGCGGUCCUCUGUGUGAGGGGGACAUCGAGGAGGCCGAUGGAGUCCUGCAGGUCUUCUGUCCCUGGCACGACUACAACUUUGACCUCAGGACUGGGAAGUCAGGGACCUCCUUACAGCAACAAGUGUAUGAAGUCAAGCUGGAGGAUGGCAACGUAUACGUGAAACAUGCCAGUCGUCUCUCCUUGGAGCCUUUUCCUGCGGAUCAGAAGAGUUGAGCAACCUUAGCAUGACCACCUCGUCCUCCAGCCCUUCGUGAAGCUGUUGUUGAGGUCUAUUUUUAAGACUUGUUCCACAAACCCAAGCCAUCUGAAACAUUCCUAAGCCUUAUCUGUCAUUUUCACAGACCAUUUCUACUUUGAUUGCCGUGAACUCAGGACGAUAUCGAGAGGAUUGUCUGAAGAGGACAUGACAUCAUGAGAUUGUUUCAGAGUUUUUCUUGUUGGCAUUCCAGGUAGAGAUAACACACCAGACAGUAGCAACACCAUGGAAACACAAAAUUUAAAUUUUCACAGCAGAUAGUAGAACAAACCAGCAUAUUUAAUCAAUGGCAGAACAGAAGUGAUUUUCCUAUACUGAUAAUUUUCUAGAUUUUUAAGGAUUCUUGAGGAAGGUAAUUAUUUCUGAUGAACAUGCCAUAGAUUGAAAUAUAUUCUGACAUUUUUGUCUUCCACUUGAGCAGUCAAACUUGCACUAGCCAUUACAUCUUAUGUUGAAACCUGCAAACUGCCAAAGUGGAUCUGAUAGGGUUCUCACGGUCAUGAAAUUCCUGGAAAAGUAUUGAAAUGAGAAAAACUGUCAUCCAGGCCUGGAAGUGGUUUGGAAUUAACAAAAUGUUUUGGGGGAGUUUUGAAUAUAUAUUGUUUUGGCUGUUGUUUAAUACAUGUUCAUAAAUAUCCGAAAACAUGUCUAAUGUUAUGUGAAAAAAGCUCCUAUGCGAAAAACGUCACUGGUAUCAUGUGGUACACAUAGACCACACCAGCAUUGUGCAAUCGCCAAGAUUACGCCCCUGUUUUGGGAGAAAAAAACGCAUCGUCACAUAAGAAGAGAAACAAGAAAAUGAUGAAAAGCUGUUGUGUAGUGGGUUAACAGAGACUCUCACAAUAAAAUAUGAGGCGUGUUAGAUUUGUGAGUAUUCACUGAUGCUGGUGACAGUUACUACUGAUGGAUAGCUAACAUUAGCUUGAGGCUGCUGCAGUACAGUCAUGCAGCACAGCAGCAUCAGACUUCAGCUAAAUCUCAUCCCAUAGAUCAAACUGUUGGCUACUAACUGGUUGCUUAUUUACAGACGACACUUAGCCUAACAAUACCUGGUGAUUGAAUCACCAGCUAUCGUGAUCUGGACAUCAGUACGUGAAUAGAUGUCUGAAAAAUCAAUAUCCGGCCAGUGUGUUGGUUCAUUGAUCUACUUGGAUGGGGGGAGACUAAAGGGACAUGAUUGCAAUCAACCAUAAUUUAAUAAGGUAUCACAGAUGCUCAGGUUCUGCAAAGUCACAAAACAAUUAUUAGGCAUAUCCAUCAAGUAAAUGUUUGUUUAACAAGAAAUAAAUGCAUACAAACAUGUCAAAAUUAUAAUCCAUCAUGCCAAAUUGCACUGACAUCUGUCUGAUCUUUGGCUUUCUAUCCCCCAAAAAGCAGCACGACCUUGAUGCUUUGGAAAGUACUCAUAUGUGCCAGUGCUGUCUAUUGGCAGAUGCAGCUAGUUCCUGAUGGAAAUGUCUAACGAGAGAGUAAAGGUAGCAAAUGCUAGUCAUUUGCUUUUCCACAAAUGCCUGGGAAGUGUGUCCUAACAUAGGUCUGCCCAUUUUAAACUGCUUACACAAAGUCAUGGAAAUUGAGUAAAAUAUUGUGGAAAAGUUAUUGAAAGUUAUUUGAAAUUAAUUGGUAAAAAUGUGUGGGAGCCUUGAUCUGAAAAUUCAUCUCAAUUCUCAAGCACGCUUCUUAUCCACCUAUUGCCAGUCUUGUCUCACUUGUCUGCACUAGCAAGCAGGUAAUUCUGUGUUGUCAUACAGAAAAUGUUCCCAACUGUGUCCUCAUUAAAAUACAAAAUGAUCAUUUGCAAAAAUCAAGCCAUAAUUGCAAUCGGGAUGAAUUCACAUGCAGCCAGAAAUGACACCUUUAUUUUUUGUUAUGCAGGAGGUAAAAGGAGUCACUAUGAUGUAUGAAAAAUGCAGUGCUAAUGUAGUAAUUUGUAAAUGCAGCUCAUGUGGACAACGUGCAGAAUGAAUAGUACAGAUGAGUGAAAAAUGAAGAUUUUCAUUCAAUAUUUUUGAAAAAAUAAGUAGAUCCUGAUUAUCAGUUGUGGUAGGUUUGUAAUUUUGAGUUCCCAACUGACGGCAGUGUAUUAGCAUAAGUAAUACAGCUCACCUUUAUGAGUAUAAAGCUUCCAGUGAUUGUCAGUGGAAGAAUUUGUAGAAUCAUGUAAUAGUGGAUGUGCCAUGACAGUUUCUUUCAGCAGCUAAUAUUUAAGCAAACUUGACAGUCUCGUGGUCAUUACUACCAAUAAUUAUCUUCCUUGUCUUCAAUAAGUGUUACCUGAAGCCUCAAACUUUUAAACUCGCACACAAGCUGAGUUGCGGUCUCUGGAUAAAUUUAGACACUUAUUCCAGUGAUGUCACACAACAGAAACUCCCUUUCAGAAUCUGUGUUUCUGGACAGUUUUUGUAACCCAAUUAGAGUUCCAACAAGCAGAACACACAUGAAGGGCACUGCAAUUACGAUUGGUGGCGGUCCCAGCACUAAGUCGUCUCCAUCAGCAUUUCUCUCCGUUCCUGGCCCGUGCACACACAGGUUUGUCUGUUGCUGACGCAAUGGGAUUCAAAAGGAAUGGUUAGUAAGGCGCCGGUGGAAGGUUCACGACCUGAAAUGCACCACUGACUCAAGAAAAAUGUGUUUUUCUAGCUUUUACAUGUGGCUGUGUGUGAGCACUGAUGCGAGUGUGUUUUCUUUAUUCCUUAGUGGUGAGACCAGUCACUCACUAUAUUUUCUGUCAGCUCCAUUUUCUGGCAGAGGCGCAGAGACCAGUCACGGAGGUGUCGGUGACAGUGCGGCUCAACACUCUCAUUUUCCUCCCCGCUGUGCUCCCCGCUGUACAACUUUAUUACAAUAAUAAUUCCACUGGCUACAUGAGGUAUGUGUGGUGUGCACUAUAGAUUUUCUGUGUGCAUUAUAACUCAUCAACUGGAGGAUAACAGGCGCACACUGUGGAGAAGAUAUAGCUAUUUUCUGUCAGUAGAAAAGUAAAAGUAAACAUUGUUUGAGAUUCUGCUCAGGUCAGGAGUGGUUUCUUGUAUUUUUAUAUCUUUUUAUUACAUCCCACGACUCUCAUCGAGAAAACCAGCAUCCAUGUCAGCCUGUUGCUAUAUGUUUCCUCAAAUUUAUUUCAUAUACUCGGAUAAUUUUAAUUCAUUAUAUGGCGUGUUUGUUUUGUGAAUUAUGUAUCUGAUCACAGAUGUCUGCAAACACUGUUACUUUAGUCAUACUUAUUUUAACUACCUAUCACUUGUACUGUAAGCUGCUGUUGUUUUGUUUAAUGUAAACUGUAUUUAUUGUUGUGUCUUAUGCAAAGCUGAACAUUUUAUCUGUAUUAUUUAAAUCACAAAUUAAACUAUUGUAUGUUAGCAACACUGAAAAA